CGCGAUGGCGGCGGCACCGCUCUUGCGGCUCGGGCGGCUCCUGCCGCUCGGCCGGGGCCUGGGCCUGGGCCGCGGCGCGCAGCACCUGCUCUGUAGACGCCUCUCCACCCACAUCUCUAAUUGCGAUUCCCAGGCCAAUGCCGCUAAGAAGCCGAAGGCGGCGGAAGCCGAGCCGGGCCAGGCCUCGUCACUGAGCCCGGCGCAGCUGGAGCGGAUCCGCAAGAACAAGGAGGCGGCUCUGCGGCGACUGGCCGAGCGGAACGUGCCCGCCGGCUUCGGGGAGAGCUGGAGGCGGCAGUUAGCCGAUGAGUUCUCGAAGCCCUACUUCAUGGAGCUGAUGGCGUUUGUAGCAGAAGAGAGGAAGCGGUACACAGUCUAUCCUCCCCCGGAGCAGGUCUUCACCUGGACGCAGAUGUGCGACAUCAGAGAUGUAAAGGUUGUCAUUUUGGGGCAAGAUCCAUAUCAUGGACCUAAUCAAGCUCAUGGGCUCUGUUUCAGUGUCCAGAAACCUGUUCCGCCACCCCCCAGUUUAGAAAAUAUUUACAAAGAACUAUCUACUGAUAUUGAAGACUUCACACAUCCUGGUCAUGGAGAUCUAACUGGCUGGGCCAAGCAGGGUGUGCUCCUCCUCAAUGCUGUCCUGACAGUGCGAGCUCACCAAGCUACCUCCCACAAGGAGAAAGGAUGGGAACAAUUCACAGAUGUGGUAGUGUCUUGGUUAAACAAGAACUUGCAUGGAGUUGUGUUCAUGUUGUGGGGAGCAUAUGCGCAGAAAAAAGGCAGUUCCAUUGACAGGAAACGCCACCAUGUUCUGCAGACAGUUCACCCUUCACCUCUGUCUGUGCAAAGGGGGUUUUUCGGCUGUCGGCAUUUCUCUAAAACAAAUGAGUUGCUGAAGAAAUCUGGCAAGAAGCCCAUUGACUGGAGAGCACUCUAAACUACAAGCAUAAGCUUGAGAGUUUAAUGAUCAGAAAUAGCCCCUGUUCAAAGGGUUGCCUUAUUUCUGAAAAACGUUUGCUGACCUGAGAAUCGUUCUUCGGAUGUUGAUCAAGUCAAUGAAAAAAUGACUUAAAUUUCAGAGACAGUUGUUCUUCUCCUCUCUCUUCUCUCACUGUUUAUAUAUAUAUACAAUGUGCCAGGUGUUUUUAAGAGCAAACUGGAAUGUUGUAUGGACUACUUUGUUACCACUCCUUGAACUGAUCUUAGCAUAGUGUGAAGCCAAGAAAGAAAAAAAAAUCCAUAUUAAUUUGUGCUCAUUGUUGUAAUGGGAAUAUAUGUGAGUGCUCUUGUGAAUGUAUGUGAAUUCUCAUAGGUUAAGCUAUUUGGUUUCUGUAAGUACCCUAAUUUGCCUCCUUCCGCUCUUUUGCUUUGUGAUGUGCAAAUCUGGAUUUUGUAUUUGGUGGUGGUGGGGAAUUGGAGGCACUGUCAGAUCUGUACAUGAGGGAAAGCUGAGGGGUUCCUUUUUGAUUUUUAGCUUUUUUUUUUUUUUUUUUUUGCUACAGAUGUAAGAUUUGAUUAGAAAUACACUGGCCUCCUGUGGCUUUAGAGUCUGUACAGUGUGAGGAAGUUUGAGUGUAUCUUUGCACUCUCUCAAAAGGUCAGGGUUAAUCCUCUCAGCAGCUGAGGGGGAAAUAAUGACCAGCACUUUGGUUAUGUUCUGAGCCUUGUUCCCAAAGGAAACAUGACACUUAGAGGAGAAACCCCAAAAUAUUAAACUGCUUGGUGGGUAUCUUAAUCACCUGGAUGACAGGUGAGUUGUGAUGACCACUAACUCUGAGGUGAUCCUGUGUAUAGUGCUAGUGAGUCUGGAUCACUGAGUAUUCUGCAGAAACAACGUACAAGAGCAUAAGACAGGAAAGUGGUUUCAUGCAAAUAAGUUUUGUGCUGAUGAUGUUUUUUUUUCUGCAACUCUUGCUCUGUUCAGUACUUGCUGAUGUCAAGGGAGAUGCUUUGUUUAAGAUUUGCUGGUUGAUGGGCUUGAAUAUUUCAGUUUAAGAUCUCAUGAAUUACAAUAUGGAAGUGAAGAUGCAGUGUGUCAGUGAAGAAAAGGAUCUAUUGAAUACAGAGGUGGUUUUGUGCUUUGCUUUCGUAGGAGCACAAUGAGGUUUCUAGCCAUUGUUGAAAAUAACUAUUACUACUUCUAGGAUGAAAAUAGAUCUGACUUUUAAUUUUGAAUUUCCAGUGCAUCUUUGAAUUGUUACUUUCUUUCAGUGAAAGUGGUCUAGUCUUUCUGAAGUUACAUAACUUUUUAUAGUAGAUUCAAACAUCUGAAUACGCAUAUAAAUCGUGUUUAGUAGGUAACACUAGUGCAAGUGGAGUUCUGCGCUUUCUUUGAAUGUGUUGUUUUUUUCCUCAAACAGAUUGUUUUUAAAUAAAAAUAACAUUGUUUAUGUU
This is a messenger RNA of Rhea pennata, 2394 nucleotides long. It is a transcript of the gene UNG, whose product is annotated as uracil DNA glycosylase. NCBI's taxonomy places the organism in Eukaryota, Metazoa, Chordata, Aves, Rheiformes, Rheidae. The coding region runs from base 5 to 937 and encodes 310 amino acids. The transcript has 6 exons. The record is from RefSeq and is a predicted model, not a curated record. Gene Ontology annotation, biological process: base-excision repair; base-excision repair, AP site formation via deaminated base removal. Gene Ontology annotation, molecular function: uracil DNA N-glycosylase activity. Gene Ontology annotation, cellular component: mitochondrion; nucleus.